AUGGGAGAAAUCCCUCCAGAUGUCGUGGAGGAGAUGCAGGAACUAGCAGUGGCGGUUCCAGGCUUGAACUCGCGCUACAAGUUGUUGGACAAGAUCGGAGAAGGAACUUUCUCUUCAGUUUAUAAAGCAGAGGAUUUAACAGGGUCUGUGACCAAAAGUUUUGCGCGUCAUUUCUGGGUCCCUGGAGAGCGCCAGGAACGGCGCUUUGUAGCUUUGAAACGAAUCUACGUCACGUCGUCGCCUACUAGAAUCUACAACGAGCUGAAUCUGCUGUACAUGCUAGGUGGCUCUACACGCGUUGCCCCGCUGUGCGAUGCGCUCCGACACCAGGAUCAGGUUGUAGCAGUUUUACCCUGGUACCGGCAUGAAGAGUUCCGAAAUUUUCACCGUGAUCUUCCCAUAAAGGGCAUCAAGAAGUAUUUGUCUGAACUUCUGCAAGCGCUAAGCUUCGUGCAUUCCAAGGGUAUUAUUCAUCGCGAUAUUAAGCCGACAAACUUCCUUUACAACCCCGAGAUUGGGCGUGGCGUACUGGUGGAUUUCGGACUUGCAGAGAUGGAAAACAGCGCCGUACGCGAAACCAAACAUGCCAAGGAUUUGAGGUCUUUGGAGAACUAUUGUCCUUGCAACGUGAACGAUUCAGUUCAUCAGCAGGAAGACCUGCAGCAUCAUCAUCAGCCAGGACAGUCUGGAGCAUCUAAGGGAAAACCGUCUGUUGUUAUACCUAGUGCUACCACACCUUCGCUCGUGGAUCUCACUAAAGGUUACCCAAAAUACGAAACACGUCGAAAUAAACGAGCCAAUCGAGCCGGUACUCGAGGGUUUCGCGCACCGGAAGUGCUAAUGAAGUGUUCGAAUCAAUCCACAAAAAUAGAUAUAUGGUCAGUGGGAGUAAUAUUACUGAGCUUCCUAGCAAGAAGAUUCCCAAUGUUCCAGAGUCUCGACGACACAGAUUCUUUACUAGAGUUGUGUUGUGUAUUUGGCACCAAAAGGAUGAAAAAAUGCGCUGCUUUACAUGGGUUGGGUUUCGACAUAAGCGGGCUCGAUGGGCUUAGCGCGGAAGGUCACAAAGGCGGUCUGGCUGGAUUCAUUCAGGAACUUCUGCACGCAGAAGUCGAGGCUGGAACUUUCCCCAGCUACUCAAUUGCAUUUGAAACCUAUGAAUAUCUUGUCGACAAGUCCACGGGUGAUAACAUAGCUCCUUCGACUCGACAUCAUGGUAUGGAGGAUGUGGCUAAUCAAAAUCUCAAAAAGUAUCACGACGAGGUUUGGAGUGAUCAUUAUUGGUGUUUUGAGGUUUUAGAUCAGUGUUUAACGCUAGAUCCUCAUAAGAGAAGUACUGCCGAUGAGUUACUUUCUUCAACAUUUUUUAACGAACUUGUGGAUUCUGAUUGCACAGAGGAAAACGACGACGAAGACGAUGUCCUCAUAAUUGAGAAGUAA
Messenger RNA from Lachancea nothofagi CBS 11611, 1440 nucleotides. The record is from the annotation of a GenBank genome assembly. Lineage: Eukaryota; Fungi; Ascomycota; Saccharomycetes; Saccharomycetales; Saccharomycetaceae.